Molecule: messenger RNA, 3127 nt
Organism: Equus quagga
Lineage: Eukaryota; Metazoa; Chordata; Mammalia; Perissodactyla; Equidae
Gene: PARD6G
Product: par-6 family cell polarity regulator gamma
Exons: 3
Coding region: 121-1242 (373 amino acids)
Biological process (GO): establishment or maintenance of cell polarity; regulation of cellular localization; centrosome cycle
Cellular component (GO): cell cortex; apical plasma membrane; nucleus
Molecular function (GO): protein kinase C binding
Source: RefSeq, a predicted model, not a curated record
GGCGCGGGCCGGGGCGGGGGCCGGGGCCGGGGCCGGGGCCGGGGCUGCGGCCCCAUCGUCCUUCUGAAGCCCCUGGAGCGAGGAGCGUGGGCGAGGACGAGGCUGAGCGGGGCCGGAACCAUGAACCGGAGUUUCCACAAGUCUCAGACCCUGCGUUUCUACGACUGCAGCGCGGUGGAAGUCAAGAGCAAGUUUGGGGCUGAGUUCCGAAGGUUCUCUUUGGACCGUCAAAAGCCUGGGAAGUUUGAAGACUUCUACAAGCUGGUCGUGCACACACACCACAUCUCCAACACCGAAGUGACCAUUGGCUACGCGGAUGUGCAUGGCGACCUGCUGCCCAUCAACAAUGAUGACAACUUCUGCAAGGCGGUCUCGAGCGCAAACCCUCUGCUCAGGGUGUUCAUCCAGAAACGAGAAGAGGCCGAGCAUGGCAGCUUCGUGGCGGGCUCCCUGUCCAGGAGGAGGAAGGCACUGGCACUCCGGGAGGAUGGCCCACGCCGGCGCCCGCACCUGCACAUCAGCAUGCCCCAUGACUUCCGCCCCGUGUCCUCCAUCAUUGACGUGGACAUCCUCCCUGAGACACACCGCCGUGUGAGGCUGUACAGGCAUGGCUGCCAGAAGCCACUGGGCUUCUAUAUCCGCGAUGGCAUGAGUGUGCGUGUGGCUCCCCAAGGGCUAGAGAAGGUGCCAGGCAUCUUCAUCUCUCGCAUGGUGCCCGGCGGCCUCGCAGAGAGCACCGGGCUGCUGGCCGUGGAUGAUGAGGUCCUGGAGGUGAAUGGGAUCGAGGUGGCUGGGAAGACACUGGACCAGGUCACGGACAUGAUGAUCGCCAACAGCCACAACCUCAUCGUCACAGUCAAGCCGGCCAACCAGAGGAACAAUGUGGUACGUGGCAGCCGCGCAUCUGGCAGCUCUGGCCGGUCCUCAGACAGCACAGCCAGUCGCCACAGCCUGCCCGUGGCCCACGUCCUACAGAACUUGCACCCUGACGAGAUGGAGAGUGAUGAGGAGGCCGAUGUCGUCCUCGAGGGCGUCCUGGAGCCCCGGCUGGUCCCCAGGCCACCACCGGGCAGCCUUGCGCGGGUCAACGGUGCCAGCCUGGCACCCGGACUGCACAGCCCUGGGCGGGAAGGCAGCGGCAGCGUCCAUAGGCUGCUCAGCUCCCUACGGUCUGACCCCCGCCACAGCCUGGCCCUGCCCCCAGGAGGGGUGGAAGAGCAUGGGCCAGCAGUCACCUUGUAGGGCUGGGCUCCUGGGCCGCCUCGGGAACUAGGGGCAGCUGCGAGAGCCGCGACCACAGUUAGGUGCACAGGGAUUAGGUCAACUUUCUGAGGGGAAGUACUUUUUAAACUUUUAUUCCAAUUUUAAAAUAAGAAAAAUAAUUGUAUACUUCUCCCCGCUUUUUUAUUAUUUUUAUUUAUCCUUCCCUUUUCUCCCACAAGCCUACUCUUUAUUUCCACUUAUGGAUAGCAAAUAAAAAUACUGUCUAUUUUUAUAGAAUUUCUCCACAGAACAUAAAAUACACGCGCACGCACAUGCACAGACACCAUCUGUACUGGGCCGGGGCAGGUCCCAGCACCUUUGUAAAGCACAGAAAAUACUUCACUUUUAAAUUUUAAAAAUACUUCAUUUCUUGAAAUGAGGCUUUAAAAUUACCUUUUUAAAAUAGUCAGAUUCAUGUUUUUAACGUAACCCGCGCAGAAACCCCCUGAGGUAUUGGCACAGCUUCCCGGCCUCCUGCUGACGAGCACAGGUUCUGCUGAUGGGGUGGACUGGUGGGGAGGCAGGCAGAGAACAGAUGCCCCAGCCCUGGAGUGGGUGUGACCGGAAGGUGGGUUUCAGGUUCCGCCUUGUCCGUGGUCAGUUGGAGCAGCCAGAUGGGGGCUGCGCCAGACCUCGUGGGGAAGGAGGUCGGCCGUCCUGCCCCGGGGGAGAGCCUCACGGGGGCCGCCAGCUCUCUGGGUCGGAAGGUCACAUGCAGCAAUGCCGUUUGUGGCCAAAAGCCAGUGUUUUCUCUCAGACAAAACUAGUCUUUUCCAGUGGAUUGACCAAGGGCAGUUUUAGAACGUUUCCCGAAGAAAUGGCUGAGCCACCACCGCCUCCGGACAGUCACCUGUGUGUAUAGACAGUUGUGUAGGUUCUGCCAUCUUUUCAAAUAACAAGUCACAUUGAACUUAGUGAUUUUUAACACAGAGUAAAUGCAUUGUCACUUCCUUUUGAUCUUGUAGCAAUAUUUACAUAUUUAGUAAUUUUAAAAGUUUAUUCAUGUUUGAUCCAAUUAAAUUUCAUAUGAAGUGUCCUUUCUGUUUAAAUCCGACAUCGAAGAGGAAACAUUUGCUGACACUGUGAGAACCGAAUUCCGACCCGGUAAGGCUCCGAGCCCCAGCGAUGUGGCCACGCCCUGCUGGCUGGUGGCAGCGCCGUACUGAGUUCACAGCUGUCAGGCUGAGAGCAUGGAAAACAGUGUAUCUCAACGUGUUGAUUUUUCUUGAAUUCAUUAAGUGAAAAGCAAAUUAUUUUUCUUGUUUAUUGGACAGAAAUAGCUUUUUUAGCGUGGUUGCAGUUUCCUGGGCCCAGGUUUGACUUUGUCACUUGUAUGCCAGGGUCACUGUCUGUCUGUUCCUAAGCACAGGGAAGACCAAAGAUGCCCCCUCGAGGUCUGGGGCGCCAGGACCCACGUCUGUGGGCUCCAGUGAACCACACGAGCCUCCUCUGCGGCAGGAAGUGCUUUUUCACUGACAAGUGUCUAGAACCAGAAUUCUGACACAAAGUGAACAUCAGGAAGGAGCUGUUCUUUUACUGAGUUAUUGCUGGGUUUUGAAUAUUUUGGUGAAUAACUGGGUCUGUCACCAAGAAGGAAAGCUGUAUUUCUUACCAUGUCUUAAGUUGUUAAGCAAAUGUGAGUAAUUUUUUUAAAGAAAAAGGAAAGAGGCUACUGAGAUUUCUGUGCUGUUGUCGUAACAUAGGGAGCUGAGCCGCUUGGAAGCUCCUUGAGAGCAUCUUUCUACCCAGGUCCAAACUUCUGCCAUUUUCUUCUUAAAAAACAAACAAAAAAACUAUGUUGUAUAACACAUUAAAGUUUUCUUGGUUUUAUAUAUCAAAGAAUAAAAUCUUUUUCUUGCUUUUA